Asparagus officinalis (garden asparagus) is the source of this 1767-nucleotide messenger RNA. RefSeq lists its product as uncharacterized. Gene Ontology annotation, molecular function: nucleic acid binding. The record is from RefSeq and is a predicted model, not a curated record. Bases 1 to 1767 code for a protein of 588 amino acids. Gene Ontology annotation, biological process: DNA integration. The transcript has 4 exons. Lineage: Eukaryota; Viridiplantae; Streptophyta; Magnoliopsida; Asparagales; Asparagaceae.
AUGUCGGAAACAGAUCUCUCCUCCCCUUCGACAUCUCCCUCUGCUACUGUUGGUCAGACUUCUGCGCCUAAAGUAGUUUGGGGGACUACAAUAAAAUUGAAUGGUAAAAACUAUCUGCUAUGGUCUCAGGCUUUCCGCAUCUUCAUUGGCGCUCAGAGCAAACUUCCACAUCUUCUGGCCUCUCCUCCACCCACCACAGAUCCCACCUACAGUUCCUGGCUCUCGUCUGAUUAUUGUGUUAUGACGUGGCUCCUCAACAGCACGGAACCACAAAUUAGUAGCAGUGUUAUGUUCUUAACCACUGCGAAGGAGAUGUGGGAUAGCCUGAAGAUUAUGUACGGAAAUGAGAAGAAUGCUUCCCGUGUAUUUGAGAUUUAUGAGCGACAGUUUACGCUCAAACAGGGAGAUAGGUCAGUUCCAGAGUUCUUUGGUGAGUUAAAGGGACUGAUAGAUGAACUGGAGAUGCAUCAGCCUGCAGUAGCUGAUGCGACGACGCUGUUGGGAUAUCGUCGUGACUUGGCAGUGUCUAAGUUUCUUUCUGGAUUGCACCCUACCUUACAAUCCCAGGUGCGAGGACAGAUAUUGGAUGGAGAUACCAUCCCCUCACUGACUGCUACAUUCUCCAGAGUUAUGCAGGUCUCUACUGGUGUUUCUUCUGAUACUUCUGCACCGUCUCCACCUUCGUUGGAUCAGUCUGCCAUGUUCUCUAGUAGAGGCAGAGGCCGUGGUCGUGGUCAUGGUCGUGGUCGUGAUUCUGUGGGAGGACGUGGUUCCUUUAGUGGGAGACAUGGUAAUUCUGAUAGGGUUCACGUCAGUGUGGUCACUGUGGCAGGACCAAUCAUAUUUCUGAGAAGUGCUGGGAGAAGUGCUGGGAGAAGUGCUGGAAGAAGUUUGGUCGUCCUCAAUGGGCCCAAUAAUCCAGUUGCUACUAUUCCUACUGUUCAGAUCUCUCAGGCAGAUUAUGAGAGGUUACGCCAUCUAGAGCUCUCUCAGAACAGUCAUUCGGCUACUCAUGCAUCCUCUUCAGGUAUGGAUGCUUACAUAGCUUCUCCUCAUGAACCAUGGGUACUAGAUUCUGGAGCCUCAUCCCAUAUGACAGGUAUAAAUGAUCGUUUUGUUUCUUUACAUCUUUCUAAUAAGUUUCCCUCUAUUCGCAUCGCUGAUGGUACACUUUCUCCAGCUCUUGGUGCUGGAGUAGUUCAUACUACUUCCUCUUUGAAACUCAAUGAUGUGUUAUAUGCUCCUAAAUUCCCUGACCUAGCAACUGGGAUGACGAUUAGUUCGGGGCAUAAGAGAGGAGAUUGUGAGUCAUGUGAACUGGGUAAGCAUCAUCGUGCUUCUUUUCAGAGUCGUGUCGAUAAACGCAGUAGUUUUACCUUUGAGUUAGUUCAUUCUGAUGUUUGGGGUCCUUGUCGUGUUCCAUCUGUGAAGGGUUUUCAAUAUUUUAUUGUUUUUGUUGAUGAUUUCUCUCGCAUGACUUGGCUAUAUUUGUUGAAAGAGAUGUAUGAAGUCUCGCAUGUUAUUGAACUUUAUUAUAAUGAAAUAAAAACCCAGUUCUCUACUUUUGUUCAUAUUCUUCGUACUGAUAAUGCUUUGGAAUAUAUGAAAAAUGACGUUUCAAAAUUUUGUGCUCUUAAUGGUAUUAUUCAUCAAACUUCAUGCUCUCACUCUUCACAACAAAAUGGAGUUGCUGAGAGGAAGCAUAAACAUAUUCUCGAUGUUGCUAGAACACUGAUGAUACAUAUGAAUAUUCCAAAGUACUUGUAG